GGGGCAUGUCCAGACAGGUAAAUGUAGUUCACCACAGGUCCCAACACCUAAUCUCUGGGGUACACCACCAGCCACAGUAAGACACUCUUUUACCACCAUCCUCUGCUCUUAUCACCAUGCCAGUAUUGAAUGGAAUCCAGCUUAUAACCAACCUUCCAUGCAGACCUUGCCAAAUACCUUACUUUAGUCUACAGAUACACUACCUACCAUUCUGCCUUCAUUAAUCUUCUUAGCUAUCAUCUCAAAAAUCUAUUCAUCUAAAACUACUUCCUUCUUACCGACCUGCUCCAGAUUAUCCACAUAUCCCUACUGGAACUGAGCACCUUCCAAAUCUUCCUCCUUAUUGAAUAAAUUUAGGACCUUGCCCACAUACCCAGCUUCAAACAUAAAGACCAAAGGGACCUACUCUUUCCUAGGUAUCUACAACCACACCAUCUACCCCACUCCAUCGAACAGUCUUCCGUCUUUAUUAACCACCCCAAUCAGUACCUCAACCCAACUCCCUUAUAACCACUUGUUCUUCUCCCCUCAAAUUACACCCCGCUUAUAAAGAACGACAACCACCCCAUUCCGCUUCUCCCUCCCGCCAGGCCUGGGCCGCCUUCCGCCGACCGUCUUGAUCUCGCUCCGCCCCCACUGCCGUGCGCGCCCCCGGCGCCGCCCCGCGCGCGCUCUCACUAAAGUAGAUCCGAGAACCAAAAAAAAUAAUAAUGCCGCGAGGCCGACCCCCGAAAACAGCGGCGCGGGACCCGGAGGCGGCAGAUAAUUUGCUGGAACUGGGUGCAGACAAUGCAAAUGGGUUUCUUGAGUCCCAGGAUACUCAGUACAGAGAAGCUCACAAAUGUGAUAUCUGUUUCCAAACAUUUUCCAAAUACAACCAAUUACAGCGCCACUUGCGGGAGCAUGAGGAGAAUGACAAGCCUUACCGGUGCGAUCAAUGCCCAGCAUCCUUUAAUGUGGAAUUUAAUCUUAUAUUGCACAAAGCUACUCACAAUGCAAAUGACCCAUCUUGCCCCGUUUGUGGCAAAAAGUUUUCCCGCGUGGCCAGCCUUAAAGCUCACAUUAUGCUGCAUGAGAAGGAGGAGAACCUGAUAUGUACAGAAUGUGGUGAUGAAUUUACAUUACAGAGCCAACUUAGUAGACAUAUGGAGGAACAUCGGCAGGAACUAAAUGGAAGUCAAGUGCAUGUUUGUAAGAUCUGCACGAAAGAAUUUGAAAGGCCUUCCCAACUACGCGAUCAUAUGAAAUCACACUAUAGAGUUAGGUCAUCCCUGUGUACAAAACAGUAUAAAAGACAUGUAGAUAGAUCAGGGUUCUCUCAUCGUUGUGAACAUUGUGGGAAAACAUUCCAAAAACCUAGCCAGCUUAUUCGCCACAUCAGAAUACAUACAGGUGAACGGCCAUUUAAAUGUGGUGAUUGUGGAAAGGCUUUCAACCAGAAAGGAGCAUUGCAAAUUCACAUGAUCAAGCAUACUGGUGAAAAACCACAUUUUUGUGUCUUUUGCCCAGCCUCGUUUUCACAGAGAGGCAAUCUACGAGCGCACAUACAAAGAGUUCACACUGAGGUGAAGGAUGGGGACCAGCCAGCUUAUCAGUGUGAGGAAUGUAGCUGUGUGUUUCGAAAACUGGGCAGCCUUAAUGCACACAUCAACAGAAUGCACUCAGAUGGAUCAGAAUCCUCACGAGUAAUAAGUGACACUGUGCACAGUGUACCGCAGGCAGUUGCAACAUCGCCUGUAACGUCAGUCGGGGGUCAACAAGGAGCACAAGCAGUGACUGAUGUUAUUCAACAGCUCCUGGAGCUGUCGGAGCAGGUGACUGGAGAUGGACCUCCAUCUCAGCAGCCAGUGCAGCAGAUCACCUUAGAGGGCAGUAUUAAUCAGGACAUCUUGCAACAAGCCUUAGAAAACAGUGGGCUAACUACCAUUCCCAUUCAAGCCCAUCAGUCAGAGGCUGGCCAACCAAGGGCUUUGUUAUCCCGAAGUCAAUCCCAGGAUGUGCAGGGUGCACCACUUCAACAGACUCAGUCUUCUGCUCCACAGUCACACCAACAGCGCUUGGAAAAGUUGUCUGGCAAAGAAAAUGUGGAUGUAGUGAAAAAAAUGAUGCUCUAUCCUGGGUCUGUCCGCCGUGUGAAUGGAAUUAGGUGGCAUAUGUGUACAUAUUGCACUAAAGAAUUUAAAAAGCCCAGUGAUCUAGUACGACAUAUUCGUAUCCACACACAUGAAAAGCCCUACAAGUGCACUCAGUGUUUCCGGGCUUUUGCUGUAAAAAGCACCCUUACUGCGCAUAUGAAGACUCACACUGGCAUCAAGGAAUUCCGAUGUCCCAUGUGUGCAAAGAUGUUUUCCACUCAAGGGAGUCUAAAAGUUCAUCUUCGGCUACAUACAGGAGCUAGACCAUUUGAUUGUCCACACUGUGAGAAGAAGUUCAGGACCUCAGGGCAUCGCAAAAGUCACAUCGCUUCGCACUUCAAAAACUUGCAGCUUAAGAAAAGAUUUCCACGCAAACCAGCCAAAACGCGGAUUUUAAAAAACAGUGUCACAUUAACUGAUAUCCCACUCCAGGAGCCUAUCCUCAUCACUGAUUCAGGCCUCAUCCAACAAACACCACGGAAUAGCCAAUUGUACAGUCAUUAUCUGGCCAAUGGCAUCAUAACUGAUGGACUGGGUGGGGAUAGGCCAUACAGAUGUGCUUAUUGCAAUAAAGGAUUUAAAAAGUCUAGUCAUCUUAAACAACACAUCAGGUCUCACACAGGCGAGAAACCUUUCAAAUGUUCACAAUGUGGCAGAGCCUUUGUUUCAUCUGGGGUCCUUAAGUCACACAUCCGGACACAUUCUGGUCUGAAGGCCUACAAAUGUUUGAUUUGUGAUGGAACUUUCACCACCAAUGGGAGCCUGAAGAGGCACAUGUCCACCCACAGUGAGGUGCGCCCGUUCAUGUGCCCCUAUUGUCAGAAAACUUUCAAGACUUCCAUGAAUUGUAAAAAGCAUAUGAAGACACAUAGGUAUGAACUUGCACAACAGAUACAGCAACAACAGCAGCAGCAACAGCAGCAACAACAGGCAGCACCCCUGGAUGACAAUGGCUUGGUUGAAUCCAUGGAACAGCAGAAUGACCCAUCUGCUGGGCAGGCCCAAGUUCAGAUUCAGGCAACUGAACUGCAGCAGCCUUCAACCAUCAGUGCUGACCAGCAGACCAUGCUUGGACUGAGUCAGGAGCAAGUUGUGGGACCUCAGCAAAGUGGAAUUGGCCAGCAGCUUACAGAUCAGCAGCUUGUACAGGAUGAAGAUUCCUUUGUGACAACGCAUCAUACCUUGCAACAGAAUAUCCAUCAAUUUGAUCAGCAAGCUAUAACACAGCAGGCCUUUGACCAACAGAGCCUAACACAAGGUUUCACCAUCACAGAUAGCUUUGGCCAGCAGAGUCAAUUUACUACAGUACAACAAUUACAAGAUUCCAGUAGUUUGGAGUCACAAGCUCUAACUCCCAGUUACCACCAGCAAAGCCUGCUUCAGGUCCCUACCACAGACAGUAUCAAUGUGGCCACUCGACUGUUACAUGAGCCGUCACCAGGAACCUUGCAACUUCAAAGCCAUCGUUCAGCAUUCCAUUCUGAUAAUGAGGACCAAGUCAGAAGAACAUACAGGUGUGAGUUCUGUACCAAAGGUUUCAAGAAGUCAAGCCAUCUAAAGCAACAUGUACGCUCGCACACAGGUGAAAAGCCCUUCAAAUGUCUUCAGUGCAAUCGAUGUUUUGUAUCCUCAGGUGUUUUGAAAGCACAUCAGCGAACACAUACAGGUAUUAAAGCCUACAGAUGCAAUGUUUGUGAUGCCACCUUUACUACCAAUGGGAGUCUUACAAGGCACAUGGUAAUCCAUACCAGCCUCAGACCAUUUAAGUGCCCUUUCUGCGAUGAUACUUUCCGAACAUCACUUCACUGCAAAAGGCACAUGAAAGCUCAUCAAACUACUGCAGGAGUAGGAGAUGAGGAUGAAAACCUAGAGAGACCUGUUGUGCGAAGGCCAAGGAUUGGGAUCAUCACAUUUACAGAAGAAGAGACGGCAGAACUGGCAAAAACUGAAACGCGAUUAGACGCCACAAUUUCUGAAAAAGUGUUAGUGCAAUCGGCAGCAGAAAAGGACCGUGUCAGUGAGAUGAAGGAUAAGAACACAGAGAUGGAAGAGGAGCCUAAACAUGCAAACCAGUGCUCGUUUUGUACUAAGAGCUUCAAAAAGCCCAGUGACUUAGUUAGGCAUAUACGAAUUCAUACUGGUGAGAAGCCCUUUAAGUGUGAUGAAUGUGGGAAGAGUUUUACAGUGAAGUCUACACUGGAUUGUCAUUUAAAAACUCACACGGGUCAGAAACACUUCAAAUGCCAUGUUUGCAGUUCUCCCUUCUCGACCAAAGGUAGCUUAAAAGUUCACAUGCGUCUACACACUGGAGCAAAACCUUUCAAAUGUCCUCAUUGUGAUGUACGUUUCCGGACAUCGGGGCACAGGAAGAGUCACAUACAAUCUCACUUUAAGCCUACCUCACUGCCAAAGAAAAUUCGGAAGCCUAUAACUCGCCAAACAACAGAGAGUUUGCAGCCUGUUAACUUGCUGACAACUGCUGAUGCAAAUGUUUGCAUCGCCAACAAUGGUGUUAUGACCAAUCAGUUUGAUCAGAACCUUCUGCAGCAGGGGUUAGUUGGACAAGCCACACUUCCUUCCUCAAUGUCAGCGGGAGGUGAUUUAACAUUAUCCCUUACAGACGCCAGCUUUGCCAUUCUUGAAGGAAUACAGUUGCAGCUUGUCUCUGCUAACCUGGUUGGACAGAAUGUCCAGAUCUCUGGCCUUGAUCCCACGAAUAUAAACAACAUCACACUACAGAUUGAUUCGAGCAUUUUGCAGCAGACAUUACAACAGAGUAACGUGCUCACCCAGCAACUCCCUGCAGACCCUAACCUACCCCAACAAGCUGGGACUCUCCAAUCAACAGACAGCACAGUGCCUGCCAAUGUGGUCAUCCAGCCACUCACCAGCCUGUCCAUGCAACCUACAGUGACAUCAUCAGCUGCUAUGGUGAUUGGCGGUCUAACUGAGCAGGAGACCGUGCUGACCAACAGUUCUGGAUCACAGGAUGUCUCGCAGUCUCUGACAUCCCCUGGUCUUGCUCCAAGUUCUACUGGUAAACAUGAAAUGGCACUGACAAUUAAUAACUCCAACCUCAGCCAGGUGCUAGCACAGACUACCAAUGUCACAUGUCCCAAUCAAACAGGAGCCCCACAGGAGAUAACACUCACAAUAUCAGGUCAAGACAUAAUCCAGCAACAUAGCAAUGUCGGCAAUGGUGAAAUAAAUGGAGGUAUUCGAUUAGGAACAUCAAUGAACAGCCAACCUAAUGCUGCUACAUUGACCAUCGGCAAUGACCAGCUUCUCAGUCAGGGAGCCACUCUUAGUGCAAGUAGUGCCAGCCUGCCAGAUACUGAAACUGAUUCAAGGCUUGGUUUUACAUCUUUCACAGGACUGAAUUCAACUGCAAGUAGCUUGACCCCCUCUUCACUCACUGCAUCUCUCCCUCAAGCCACUGUCCCUACUCAGAACCUUGUUAUGUCUCCUGCUAACAUGGGCAGGGAAAGCAAUGUUACUCUUACGCUAACAGACACCCAGAGCAUGUUGUCUGGUGGUUUAGAUGCAGUCACGCUCAACAUAGCUGCUCAGGGGCAACAAUUUCCAACAGUGGUUCCUGAUUCAGCUUUGCCAGGUCAAACAGGAUCAACACACCCACAGGUCAUACUUGUGAGCCAGGCUCCGCAAGACACGACUGGAACACAAGAGGAAGCUGCCUCAUACCAGGUAAAUGAGACAGCAGUAAGUCUUACAGAGGACAGUCAGACAGAUGAUGAAGGCCAGAUAAAUCACUGUCCCAAUUGUAGUCAAGGCUUCUCCUCUGGAUCCAUGCUCCGUCGACAUUGCCGAGAAGCCCAUGGAGAGGAAAGAGUCCACAUAUGCAACAUCUGCAACAAAGCCUUCAAGCGAGCAGCACAUCUCAAGGACCAUCUUCAAACACACCAGCCAGGACCAUCGCCCAGCAGUCAGAAGCCUAAAUUAUAUAAAUGUGAAUCAUGUGAUAAAGCCUUUGCAAAGCCAAGUCAACUGGAACGACACAAUCGGAUCCACACAGGUGAGCGGCCAUUUCAGUGCAACCUUUGUGAAAAAGCUUUCAACCAAAAAAAUGCACUACAAGUUCAUAUGAAGAAACAUACUGGUGAGAGACCGUACAAAUGUGAAUACUGUGGAAUUUCCUUCACACAAAAAGGCAAUAUGAAGAUACACAUGAAAAGGGCACAUGGUUUUCCUGGCAGUGGUCAAGACACUGGAAGCAGCCAAGAGCAAGAGGGAGAAGAUGCCAGCCGUGGUCUUGAUCUCGUUGAAGUUGUACCAGAAUCCUCUAAUGAAUGGCAUUGUAGGAUAGCAAAUGUUUUCCGCUAGCUUACACCAUUUGCACUCCUACCCAACUUGAGUAUAUAUAUUUGUGGAGGUAUUUCUUCCUGAUCUUGGUCAGGCAUUGUGACUUUGGUAGCCACCAGCCUGGGUCAUUGGAAAAAGUUGGUUGUGCCACCAGGUUAGACAAACCAUGAAUAAAGAGUUAAUGCAAGGUACUAACCUUGAGUUAAAGGGCUAAAAUUAUGAGCAUGCAGUGCUCAGUCUAAUUAUGAAACAAGAGAGAAUGAUCUACAAGUUCGGGAAAAUGCAGCAUAAUGUGACGUUUACACAAUUUUGAAGAUUAAUCAAGAAGGAAUUUCUUAUCUUCAUUUCAGCUAUUCAGGGAACACUUAUUGUGGUGGUGUCAGGAGUUGUGCUGAAUUAAAUUGGCCUGAUUGCUCAUUCAGAGCAUUGCACAGUGGAGAACCAGGCUGCACAUCUCCCACUGGCUGACCAUUUCAUGGGCUCUCUCACCACCAGAGCCAAUUGUCUAUCAUAUCUCCAGAGAACCUCUAAUUACAGUCUGCCUGGCUACUUACUGCGAGCAUUCUAACUCGCCUGCAGUGUCAUGACUUGCCACUAGUGUGACUAGUCUUCAGAACAUAAAGCUAUUCUGUGAAUUAAAAUAAAUGGCUGAUUGUAUAAAAGUGAAUUUUGUUUGCAUUCCAAAGAAUAUUUUUGUAGAUGUUCCCACUUUACACACACAGCACAACAUUUUGUGCAUUUGGUAAAGGUAAUGUCUCUAGAUAAGGGACUUGUACAUGGAUAUUUAUGUAUAUAUUGUCUCCAUUCUAUGCCUAAGGUAUUUUUUGUUUGCACUGUUGUUACAUGAGCACUUCAUUAAUGUAUUUUUUCGUAGUGUAUUAUAUAACUAGUGUUAAUUCCCUGCCUCCCCCCAAAAUAACAUUGUGCAACAUUUAUAUUUGACUUUGGAACAUCACUGUAAAUACCUGUGAUAUUUGUAAUAUCGGGUUGCAUGUAAAUAUAACUAAGAGCAUCUCGAAAGAUAAUCAUAAGAUUGGCUUUUCAUCUGUCUCCAAUGGAGCUUAUUUUUUUGUUUAAACAAUGUGUAUAUAGAUUGUAUAAUUUGUGACUCAAGGGAUGUUUUUUCUUCUUUGUAAGUAUAUGUAAUGUAUUUAAAUCAAGAUAUUUCAAAUAAUACUAUUGGUUUU
Messenger RNA from Hypanus sabinus (Atlantic stingray), 7642 nucleotides. RefSeq names its product zinc finger protein 236-like. The coding region runs from base 711 to 6476 and encodes 1921 amino acids. Gene Ontology annotation, biological process: regulation of transcription by RNA polymerase II. Gene Ontology annotation, cellular component: nucleus. Lineage: Eukaryota; Metazoa; Chordata; Chondrichthyes; Myliobatiformes; Dasyatidae. The record is from RefSeq and is a predicted model, not a curated record. Gene Ontology annotation, molecular function: RNA polymerase II cis-regulatory region sequence-specific DNA binding; DNA-binding transcription factor activity, RNA polymerase II-specific. The transcript is spliced from 32 exons.